CAAAUGUUCCGAGACGCGUUCAAGUACUACAAAGCGAGAAAGCCGCCGCCAGAUUUAAGAGAUGUGAUUGAUGUUACGAAGACUGAUGAUCAAUUGGUUAGACGUAUUCACGUGGAACGGAAAAGCGGCGAUGAUUUGAAUGAGAGGCUAGGGCUGCGAGAUGUUAAGAGUUGGAAUAUUUAUAAAAUCGUUGAUGUACCCGAUUUGAUUUUUAUAGAAAAUCCAUUUACUCCAAAAGGGCAGCAACAUUGGAUUAUUAAAUGUUUGAAAGAAUAUUCCAAGAAACCUAAUAUUCUCAAUAUUGAUGCGCAUGGUUGCUUGAACGAUGGACAGACUUGGUGGGAUACUUGUUUUCGAUCAAACACAAAUAAUGAUUUGCUAUCCAAACUAAGAUGGGCAACACUAGGAUACCAUCAUAACUGGGACACGAAACAUUAUACAGAAGAUUUCAAAUCAGAAAUGCCAGCUGAUUUGAAGGAUUUAACAAAUCAUUUUGCAAGUAUCUUGGAAUUUGAUGAUUUUCAUGCAGAAGCUGCUAUUGUCAACUAUUACAGAAUGAAUUCUACAUUAGCUGGACACACAGAUCACUCAGAAGUAUUUCUUGAAGCCCCUUUGUUUUCUAUUAGUUUUGGUCAAACUGCAAUAUUUCUGAUUGGUGGAUUGAAACAAGAAGAUCCAGCAAAAGCAUUAUUUUUGCGCACAGGUGAUGUAGUUAUAAUGUCAGGCACAUCAAGACUAAGGUACCAUGGAGUACCAAAAAUUUUAUCAGACAAAUUAAUGCCAUGGGAUACAAUGGAUGAACAUUUAUUAAAUAGUGAAGAUUGGCGGAUAGCUGAAUCUUAUAUUGCAGAAGCAAGGAUUAAUUUGAAUGUGAGGCAGGUGUUAAAACCGGGACAAAAGACAUUGAUAAAGUAUUAGCUUUGUAGCUAAUAAAUAUAAAUAAUAUCUUUUUAAUUAAUUUAAUUUUUUUUAAUGAAUUGAAGAUAUAUUUGUUA
This is a messenger RNA of Phymastichus coffea, 995 nucleotides long. RefSeq names its product nucleic acid dioxygenase ALKBH1 (gene AlkB). Lineage: Eukaryota; Metazoa; Arthropoda; Insecta; Hymenoptera; Eulophidae. The record is from RefSeq and is a predicted model, not a curated record. Gene Ontology annotation, molecular function: broad specificity oxidative DNA demethylase activity; oxidative RNA demethylase activity; ferrous iron binding. The transcript is spliced from 4 exons. Gene Ontology annotation, biological process: oxidative RNA demethylation. The coding region runs from base 4 to 918 and encodes 304 amino acids. Gene Ontology annotation, cellular component: cytoplasm; nucleus.